AUGGUCUUCUGGGUUCUCGCAGCUUUCACGUUCGCGACGCCCAUCGCGCAGGCGAAGUUCAAUCCGCUACACCACUCGGGUCCUGCGUCCCCGUACUUUGACGCGCCUGUUCGGGAUGAUCUAGGCUACGAGACGCCGGACGGAUGCGUCGUUGACCAAGCGGCGUAUCUGGUGCGUCAUGGCAGCCGCUUCCCCGAGCCCGGAUCCUUUGGAGGAUGGCAAAGCCUGUACUGGAAAAUCCAGAACGCUACGUUCACUGCGUCUGGCCCUUUGACUUUUUUGCCCUCUUGGGUUCCCCCUGUUGAUGACGUCCCGCACGAGCCGCUCUUUCUUACUGCCAACGGCGCGCGCGAGGCAUUCAAUCUUGGUGCACAACUUCGCGAAGAGUAUGGGUUCACUCCCGGAGGGAGCAAUGUGACGGUCUGGAGCGCUGGGCAACAGCGGGUCGUGGAUACAGCCACCUACUUCGUGCGGGGGUAUCUGUCACAGGGCAACUACAUCGGGCUUACGGAUGAGAAUCAGGGAACUAUCAUCACUUUGCCCGACUCGGUCAACUACACCUUCGCCAACUCGCUUACGCCGAGCGCUGCCUGCCCCAACUACGCCGGCGGCGCGAACAGCACCAUCGUCAACGACUUCCGCGCAUCAUACAGAACUGGCCAGGCUGAACGCUUGAACAAGUUCCUGGAUGGACUUGUUCUCAAUGAGGACGACGUCGGUGUCAUGGGCGAUCUGUGCGGCUUCCAAGCUGCGCUCAACGGAGACACUCGCUUCUGUAAAAUCUUCACCGAGAAUGACUGGUUGAACUACGAGUAUGCUCACGACCUGAACUACUACUACGCGCCCGGCGCGGGUAACCCGAUCGCGGCAGCUACUGGCUUUCCAUGGGUGAAGGCUGUUGCAGACCUCUUCGAGGUAGGGCCUAACUCGACGACUACUAAUGGAACUUUCUCACCUGGGCCUCUUCUUAUGGGCUUCACCCAUGAUAAUAACCUUCCGCCUGUUCUUGCUGCACUCGGUAUCUGGAAUGAUUCUACGACUUCGCCGCUGUCCCCCAUUGCACCGGACUCGCGUCGCCUCUUCCGUGCUUCACAUGUCGUCUCGUUUCGCGGGCACAUCGCUCUCGAGCGUCUUGCUUGCGAAGCGCCACUCAAUGAAACUGUGUUCCAUGAGGCGGGUGUAGUGAACGCCAUUCCUGGUACUGGGAGCGGCGCAGAACACUACGUUCGCAUUCGUGUGAACAGGGCGCCUCAGCCUAUUCCUGGUUGUGACGAUGGGCCAGGGGCAACCUGCUCGUUGACCCAGUUCCUGCAGUAUGUUGAGGAACGCGGAGGUAUCUCGGGCGACUUCAUCGAGACGUGUGGGCUGCAAGACGUCGGAAACGCCACCAGCGUGGCCAGCUUCUUCACGAACAUACCCGAUGAUACGAUCAUUAGCACCGUUGACGCGGGCAAUGUCCUACCGCUUGCCUCAUGA
Messenger RNA from Peniophora sp. CBMAI 1063, 1476 nucleotides. The record is from the annotation of a GenBank genome assembly. Lineage: Eukaryota; Fungi; Basidiomycota; Agaricomycetes; Russulales; Peniophoraceae.